GUGGCUUAGAACUCGCGCCUCCCGCCUCCCACUCAGCCCGCGGCAGUUGGCGAGGAACCGAGUGGCGGUUAUUUUGAGUCCGGCGGGAUGGCGGAGGCGCCGACUGUGACUUCUUCCGCGGCCAGGAGCGCUCCCGGCCGAGCCACGCCACCCUCGGAGCAGCUGGCAGAGCCGCCUGUCGGGCUCCUGGAGACGGUGGAGAUGCAGCUGGGAGACGCAGCAUUUUCACUCACCAAGCUUUUGGAGGCCACGUCUGCAGUGUCAGCCCAGGUAGAAGAACUUGAAACCAAAUGUACUGAACACGCUAGAUUUCUUAAAACAUGGCGGAGUCUUCUAAAAGAAGGAUACAAUUCCCUGAAACCCACUGAGUGAUUUGAACACCCAUACAAUGUUGCUGUUUUAACUGUUUAAGGAAACCAAAGGCAAGACUGGCCAACAGCACAUAACACUUUUUACUACCUUCAUAUGGAGAGAUAGAGCUACUUCAACAAGCCUUCAUUUUAAAUCUGCAAAGAAAAUACAGAACGGUGGUUUUUAACUUCGUCAUACAAAUAAAGCAGCUCCCUUAAAUACCUUGAAGCAUGCUCACCAUACUGGAUAAUUUGUUCCUAGGGAACGACUGAAGGAGUAUGUGCUGUAAAAAUAUUUUUCUUAAAGGUCUGGAGAUCAGACUGAAAUAGUGAUUAAGAGUUUCAUUUGACUGUUACUUGGAAUUUUACUAGUUAUGGAUGACUGUAACACCCAUAGAAUUCAUUGUAUAAGGUCUAUAGACUGUUAGGCUAAAAUAUUUAAUUGUAUGGAAAACAGCUGUGUUUAAUCCUCUUAAACUAAGUAAUAUCCAACACUUUCUGCCCUAAAGAGGUAUGACUAUGGCUGUCUGGAAACUGGUUGCUGUUUUACGUAGUCUCUUGACUGCUUCAAUAUAUUCUUAAGUUUUUAAAUCAUAUUUUUAUAUCUUGAACAUGUGAUUAGAGUAUGUUUUGACAAAAUAAACUGAGUAUAGAACCUUAUGCAUGACAGAUCAUAGAAUUUUAUCUCCUGCU
This is a messenger RNA of Podarcis raffonei (Aeolian wall lizard), 1043 nucleotides long. RefSeq names its product chromosome 9 C4orf46 homolog (gene C9H4orf46). The record is from RefSeq and is a predicted model, not a curated record. Lineage: Eukaryota; Metazoa; Chordata; Lepidosauria; Squamata; Lacertidae. The transcript is spliced from 2 exons. The coding region runs from base 88 to 372 and encodes 94 amino acids.